AUGGCUGUCAUGUCUGUGAAAGAUACAGUUAUGCAAGGAUUACGAGAAUGCUAUGACACAAACCGCUACACUGACGUCAUAGUGCAAGUUGGAGAUCAAUCCUUUCACUGUCAUCGGAUCGUGCUAUCGGCCAUAUCGAAGUUCUUCGACGCUAUGUACUCGUCCGGAAUGAGGGAAUCCAGGGAGGACAGGGUGUCCCUAAAAGACAUCACACCGUCCGUGUUCAAACUUAUCAUUUCAUAUGUGUACAAAGAUACCAAUAUCCUCACUGAACACAAUGCGGAAGACCUCUUCAAAGCGUCCUCUCUCCUACAGAUCCACUCGCUACUGAGAGAGUGUGAGAUAUUCUUGGAAAAUAAAAUGAACACAGAAAACUGUUUGGGGAUUUGGAAGCUAGCCCGAGCUUUUCAUAGUGCUUCUGUCGAGGCCAAGUGCUGGACAUUUAUACAAAAUCAUUUUGAAGAAGUCCGUUUGACUGAUGAAUUCGUACGGCUUGAACUUGACGAACUUUGUGAGAUUAUCAAAUCAGAUGAUUUAGUGGUGAUUCGGGAGGAAAAUGUGUGUGACUCUGUGUUACGCUGGGUCAACGCUGAGGAGGAGGAGAGGAAGUUUUGUGUGGAAAAGUUGGUUUCUCUCCUCAGAUUAACACUUGUCAGUUUAGAAUAUCUAUUAGACAAACUGGAUCCGCUGGAGUUGAUUCGUUCAAACGACACUUGUAUCAAUCUUGUCAGACAAGCCGUGAAGCUACACGCUAUCCCAGCUCGCCAAAACGAACAAUGCCAUCUUUUACAGCCAGCAAGGAAGAGUUCGGACAAGGAGACAGUACUAACAGUAUUAGGUCGGCGUCUAAAGGAGAAUGGCGAGAGGAUCACGGAAUUCAUUGCCUACAGCUUUGCUCAACAAAAAUGGUAUUCACUUCAUCCAACACCUCCAGACACGGGCGAGGAGUUCGCAACGUGUUGCUAUGGUGAAGACUUGUUCAUUACGGGCGGCACCAACAAAUUGAAUGGCUGCUUCUAUUUCUCGUCAAAGAUAUCCAGGUGGCGUAGCCGGGCUGCCUUGAUUUCUGGGCGUUACCGUCAUUGCAUGGUGUCUGUGAAAGGUUCACUGUAUGUUUUAGGAGGCUACAAUGCCGGGACAAUGAAGAGUAUCGAAGAGUACGAUAUUCGGAACGACAUCUGGAGACAAGUUGGUGACCUUCACACGGGUGUUGAUGCCUCGUGUGCUGUUGCCAUAGGAAACAAUAUCUAUACGUUUGGAGGAUGGCUUGGAUGCGACAAAGAAACUGCAGCAAUUCAGUGCUUCAAUACUGAAACAUACUCAUGCACGCAUGUCAGCAACCUUCCCAGCCCUGGCAAAUUCACCAGGGCAGUUGCCUGCGGCAGUAGCAUCCAAGUUUUGUGUUCAGAAGGCAAAUUAAUGUCUUAUACAGGAAAUGGACCGACCAAGCUCAUUGGAAAGAUCCCAAAUUUUGACCGGAAACACUUCAGUAUGAUACACGACAAUGACGACAGUACGAGACUUCUAGUUUUAGGUGGGGACGACACCUAUCAGCACGUACCACAGAUGUCUCACGAGGACACACCCCACCGAGACAUUUACACUAUAACUGGUGACGACAUGUCCAUGUGUACAAACCGGAAGUUCCCUGUCGUGAUGGGAGUUGAGGGCUGUUUCUAUAUGUUAAUCAAUAAGCGAGAGUUCCACACAGACUAUGAGAAAAUGCUGAUCGAGUUUGACGUUUGA
This is a messenger RNA of Ylistrum balloti, 1746 nucleotides long. RefSeq names its product kelch-like protein 24. Gene Ontology annotation, molecular function: protein binding. The record is from RefSeq and is a predicted model, not a curated record. The transcript has a single exon. The coding region runs from base 1 to 1746 and encodes 581 amino acids. Lineage: Eukaryota; Metazoa; Mollusca; Bivalvia; Pectinida; Pectinidae.